Lates calcarifer (barramundi perch) is the source of this 2745-nucleotide messenger RNA. RefSeq names its product solute carrier family 1 member 2a (gene slc1a2a). Gene Ontology annotation, molecular function: glutamate:sodium symporter activity; neutral L-amino acid transmembrane transporter activity; L-glutamate transmembrane transporter activity. The coding region runs from base 7 to 1623 and encodes 538 amino acids. Lineage: Eukaryota; Metazoa; Chordata; Actinopteri; Centropomidae. The transcript has 10 exons. The record is from RefSeq and is a predicted model, not a curated record. Gene Ontology annotation, cellular component: plasma membrane. Gene Ontology annotation, biological process: L-glutamate transmembrane transport.
AACACAAUGCAGAAGCAAGUGGAGGUCAGGAUGGAUGAGAGCCACCUGGAGCCCAUAGUGGACGCUCCUGAGAGUGCAUGUGGCACUCUGUGUGAUAAAAUCAUGAAGAACAUGGUUCUCACUCUCACCAUACUUGGUGUGUUUCUGGGUUCCAUCGCUGGAAUGCUGCUGCGGCACAUAUCUCCUCUCCCUCCCGAUGUUAUUAUGAUCAUUGGCUUCCCAGGAGAGAUCCUAAUGAGGAUGCUGAAGAUGCUCAUUUUGCCUCUUGUUGUUUCCAGUCUGGUCACAGGACUAGCCGGCUUGGACGCCAAAUCCAGCGGCCGCUUAGGCACCAGGGCCAUGGUGUACUAUAUGUCAACAACGGUGAUUGCAGCCAUCUUGGGAGUAAUCCUGGUGCUGCUCAUCCAUCCUGGAAACCCCAAGCUGAGGGCUAAUCUUGGACAGGGAAAGAAAAACGAUGACGUGUCCAGCGUGGACGCUUUCUUCGAUCUCAUCCGAAACCUUUUCCCAGAAAACUUGGUGCAGGCCUGCUUUCAGCAGAUCCAAACAGUAAUCACCAAAGUACCAGUGCCCACUAACAGGACCAAGGCACCCCCACAAUUCACAGUCAAAAGGUCACUUCAGUUCAAGAGUGGGAUGAAUGUCCUGGGUUUGAUUGGAUUCUUUGUUGCUUUUGGAGUAAUUAUGGGGAAAAUGGGAGAAAAGGCCAAGCUGAUGUUGGAGUUUUUCAACGUCCUAAAUGAGAUUGUUAUGAAGCUUGUUAGCGCAAUUAUGUGGUACUCCCCCAUUGGUAUUGCCUGCCUCAUCUGUGGAAAGAUCAUCUCCAUUGCUGAUUUGGAGGUGGUUGCAAGGCAACUGGGGAUGUACAUGAUCACUGUGAUAGUGGGCCUCAUCAUCCACGGAGGCAUCUUCCUUCCGCUGAUAUAUUUUGUAAUAGUAAAAGAAAACCCCUUCAAGUUCUUCAUGGGAAUAUUUCAGGCUUGGGUGACUGCACUUGGAACAGCAUCCAGUGCCGGUACCUUGCCUGUCACGUUCCGAUGCUUAGAGGAGAACCUGGGCAUCGACAAGAGAGUAACGCGAUUUGUUCUCCCAGUGGGUGCCACCAUCAAUAUGGAUGGCACAGCGCUUUAUGAGGCCGUGGCUGCCAUCUUCAUCGCUCAGAUGAAUGGGAUUGAGCUUGACUGGGGCCAGAUUGUUACUGUCAGUAUGACAGCCACGCUGGCCAGUGUUGGAGCAGCCAGUAUCCCCAGUGCUGGACUUGUGACCAUGCUUCUGAUCCUCACAGCAGUGGGGCUGCCCACUCAGGACAUCAGCCUUCUGGUGGCUGUUGACUGGCUGCUGGAUCGUUUCCGUACCUCAGUCAACGUGGUUGGCGAUUCCUAUGGGGCAGGUAUCGUUUACCACCUCUCCAAAGAUGAGCUUGACACAUUUGACGCCCAACAAACCCGGAUGGAUGAAUUUGAAAUGGCAAAGACACAGUCCUUCUUUGAAAAUAACACCAACCAGAAUGUAUACACUCACCACAACUCAAUCUUGAUAGACGACUGCAAGGUCACCAUGGGCAAUAAUGGCAAGACUGCAGAUUUCUCUCUUGUUGAGGAGGAACCAUGGAAAUGCGAGUAAAGCAGAUUCAGACGCUGCUGCACCUUACCCUGAGUUCCAGCUUUUAUUUUCUGCCGACAAAACUAUUAAAAAACAACAAAAAAUAACAUACAAAAAGAAGAAAAAAAACAGGAAAGUUAGCAGAGUCACCUGUUCGGCAAGAACAAACAGUCGGCUGGGCUUUUUCAUUUUAUUUUGUUUGUUUUUUUUGUCAGUUACCCAUCUGGGUAGCUACUGGAACAAGCUACAGAUGACUCACCAACUUGUAUUAGAUCUUGCAUUUGCACUAACUGGACACAAACUGCAAUGAACUGGUGCAUAUCAUGCACUUUGUUCAGAAGAAUAAAACAUUCAGUUGACAACACUCAGGGCCUUACUUGGUGCUGCUGCAAGCUUUAAGAAAACAGCAUGAAUGGAAUGAAACAGUGCUUCAUGUGGCAACAUGAUGUAAGUGCAAGAUGGUUAAACACUCUGUUACCUUUGACUGUUUGACUUAUGGGAUUACACUUUGAUGUCGCACACAUGGUCAAGCCUAAGAAGCAAAGCUUAGGACUUAGACCAUAAGAGGAGAGGGUGUGGCCUCUAAAUGUGGUAACAAUCAGCACAGAAUGUGUUGCAGAGCCGUAAAGCAGAAAAUAGAAUAUGUGAAGGGUGCCCUCCCAGUUAUUCAUUUAUUAUUUUUUGUAUAUAUGUUCUUUAUGAGUAAAGCACUGCUUUUCUGUUUGUAGUCAAAAAAGUAUGCCUGUGUACUGGAAUUUAUGUGUGUACAUACAUGUUUCUGAGAGAAAGAGAGGAAGACAUUUUUAACAAGGAAAGAAAGUUGGAGGUUCAAUGAGAAGAAAAGAAAGAGGGUGAUGUCUCUCAAACUCUCAGCAGGCCAGUGCAUUGCUCUGUGUUUUAUUUCAAACUGUUUAUUUCUUUGCUAUAUGACAACCUUGCCUUGAAGAUGUCAACUGCAGAGUGCAGUCAGUAUGAUUUCUGGAUAAACGUUACCACUAUUCAUUUCAAUAGAAUAUCGGGACUCACAUUUUAGUAGAGGAAAUUAAACAGGUCCACCUUCCAGUUUUACUAUAUUCUGAGUGAGGAUGGCUGGGCCUUCCUCACAAAAUGUACUUCUAAUUACAUUUUUUUUUUCUAAUUUUA